Molecule: messenger RNA, 1302 nt
Organism: Cucurbitaria berberidis CBS 394.84
Lineage: Eukaryota; Fungi; Ascomycota; Dothideomycetes; Pleosporales; Cucurbitariaceae
Exons: 3
Coding region: 1-1302 (433 amino acids)
Source: RefSeq, a predicted model, not a curated record
AUGAGCCAUAAUCACGCAAACUUUGACGGGCGGUUGGAAUUCAUCCAGAGGCUGUUGCACCAACAGUUCAGCUGCGACGUACAUAAUGCUAAGAUCGAUCCCAUCCAAUACGACCCAGACAGUCCAUUCAAGUACAACAAUUUCGUUUACCGCAUCAGUCUGCCUUCGCCGCCGUUCACUACCUACAAUGGCGGCAGCGAUAGACCACGUCAGCCCGGCACCUCCCCUCUUCCAAAAGGCACAAAAGACUUCAUCAUGCGCCUCACUAAUCCUGACGCCGAGGGGAUGAAUCAGCAUACCAGAGUGGAAAAUGAGGUUGCCAUCAUCUCUCUCGCUGCUGCUGCUCUCAGUGGCUUCCAACCACACGUAGUUCCUUUGGUGUAUGGUUGGGGAAGUGCAGCUGCGCCAUCGACACAAGGGUGGAUCCUCCAGGAACUAAUGCCUGGCACGCCGGUCGACGAAACCUUCGACAGCAUGCCUUUUGACGAGAAGAAAGGGAUUCUUGCGCAGAUGGCCGCGUUCUUGAAGGCUUUGCAAGACUUCAAGCUUCCACACAGCAUCCAACAGUACGGCGGAGUGACUUUUGACACGGCCGGUCAGAUUGUGAGCACGACAAUGACCAGCGUGGGCAGUGGACCUUGGCUGUCGUAUGAGGACUACUUCACAGACCGACUCGAACGAGCUUUGCAAAAAACUGACAGCAACCCUUAUAUCAAGGGAUGGCAUGCAAAUGACGUGAGGAAGCGCCUUGAUGCCUUUGUUAAGAACGGCAUCCCGGCCCAGUUCAAAGCCCUCGAUUCCAAACAUGAAAAGACUAUUGUACAUGCCGACUUCACCCCAAACAAUCUGCUCUACGAUGCUGCUACCCAGCGCAUUACAGCCUUAAUCGACUACGAUUUUGCAUGCAUACUGCACCCAUCCUAUGAAUUCCUUCGCUCAUUUAGCGGCGCUGGAGGCCAAUUCCAAGGCUGGUCUGAUAUUGAAUCCAGUGAGCAGACAGCUUUGCGAGAUGCUAAGCUUCACGGCUUCCCCUCGCCACUGCCUGAAAACACCAAGGAUGGGGUGAAAUGGGAUGUUGCCAAGGCUUGGGAGGAUGAAUUAGAGAGCAUGGGUAUACAGCGACCGAAAACCAUGAAAGGGAUUGAGAAGGUUGCAGAUGUCGACGCUGUUCUUCGCUCAAUUCUGCCGUGGCGCGUUACAAACUCGGACGUCUUGCGCCUACAGUCAGAGGCAGUGAUACUGAAGUGCAGAGACGAGAAUGAAGCUCAGUUGAUAAAGCUACUAGAUCAUAUAGGAUUUUGA